Molecule: messenger RNA, 1484 nt
Organism: Sebastes umbrosus (honeycomb rockfish)
Lineage: Eukaryota; Metazoa; Chordata; Actinopteri; Perciformes; Sebastidae
Product: gastricsin-like
Exons: 9
Coding region: 64-1236 (390 amino acids)
Biological process (GO): proteolysis
Molecular function (GO): aspartic-type endopeptidase activity
Source: RefSeq, a predicted model, not a curated record
CUAAACAUGUGUAUAUAAGCCUGUUCAGAUCCGAGCAGAGUUGUAUCCAUCCAGGAGUGCUGCAUGUACGGAGGGAUCAUGAAGUGUCUCGUCGCUGUUUUGGUCUGUGUGGUGCUCGUAGAGGGAAUCGUCAAGAUCCCUCUGCAGAAGCAGAAGUCCAUGCGUGAGGCCCUGAGAGAGAAAGGGAUCGAGCUGCCUUACCAGGAUCCUGCUCUCAAGUACAAUGAGCUUGCCAGCUCUGCCAACAUGUACAUCAAUAACUACGCCGAUACCACCUACUUUGGCGCCAUCAGUAUUGGAACACCCCCCCAGUCCUUCCAAGUGCUGUUUGACACCGGCUCUGCCAACCUGUGGGUGGACUCCGUCUACUGCAACACUCAGGCCUGCAACACACACACCAAGUUCAACCCCCAGCAGUCCUCUACUUACUCCCGCAAGGGACAGUCCUUCUACCUGCCCUACGGAGCUGGAAGCCUCUAUGGAGUCUUUGGAUAUGACACUGUCAAUGUUGGCGGUAUUGUGAUCAAUAACCAGGAGAUCGGUCUGAGCACAAACGAGCCCGGUCAGAACUUUGUGGUGGCCAAGUUUGACGGCAUCCUCGGUCUGUCCUACCCAAGCAUCUCAGCUGGAGGAGAGACUCCCGUCAUGGACAACAUGAUCAGUCAAAACCUGCUGGACUCCAACAUAUUCGCUUUCUACCUGUCCAGGGGAGGACAGCAGGGCAGUGUGCUCUCUUUCGGAGAAGUGGACAACAGCCUGUACCAGGGUCAGAUCAUCUGGACCCCCGUCACCUCUCAGACCUACUGGCAGAUCGGCGUUGACGGAUUCCAGAUCAAUGGUCGAGAGACCGGCUGGUGCUCUCAGGGCUGCCAGUCCAUCGUGGACACUGGAACCUCCAGCCUGACAGCCCCAAGCCAGCUUAUUGGUGACAUCAUGCAGGCCAUUGGAGCUCAACGGAACCAGUAUGGAAAUUACAUGGUGAACUGCGGCCAGGUCAACAACCUGCCGACUCUCAGCUUUGUCAUCAGCGGCGUUCCCGUCCCUCUGCCUCCUUCUGCUUACAUCACUCAGCACUACCAGAACGGAUACCAGUACUGCUCGGUGGACAUCCACCCCACCUACCUGCCCUCUCGUGACGGCCAACCCUUGUGGAUCUUUGGAGACGUGUUCCUCAGAGAGUACUACUCCAUCUACGACCGCACCAACAACCGUCUCGGCUUUGCUCAAGCUGCCUAAGUGUCAUCGGUGUAACCUACCCUGACCAUAAACCUGAUCAGAUCAUAAUGAUUAAGUCGGUGUCCGCCUAAAGCUUUGGUUCACCUCAAACAUCUGUUCUGUUAUAUAAUAUCGUUCUACAUGUCUUUUAUUGUACAUCCUCAAAUUGGUAGUUGGAUUUGUAUAUUCAUAAUAGACAAAGAAUUAAAUGUAUCCAUACAAUUGUGUGUCAUUCCCAAGCAGAAUAAAGGUUAAAGUGUUUGCUGCAA